This is a messenger RNA of Exophiala bonariae, 1188 nucleotides long. RefSeq lists its product as uncharacterized. NCBI's taxonomy places the organism in Eukaryota, Fungi, Ascomycota, Eurotiomycetes, Chaetothyriales, Herpotrichiellaceae. The coding region runs from base 1 to 1188 and encodes 395 amino acids. The transcript has a single exon. The record is from RefSeq and is a predicted model, not a curated record. Gene Ontology annotation, biological process: transmembrane transport. Gene Ontology annotation, cellular component: membrane. Gene Ontology annotation, molecular function: transmembrane transporter activity.
AUGUUUGGAUGGCAGUCUGUUGCCGCAAGUGCUCCUUUUCUUGCUGGGACCAUGAUUCAAGGCUUGAUCAUCCUCAAUGACCCAACAUACGUCCCCCAGCGCUGGCACGGAACACUACUGUACUGGGCGGUCCUCACAAUCGCUCUCCUCAUCAACAUUUUCGGUAUUCGCAUCCUGCCUCAACUACAGAACGCGUCGAUGACCCUUCACGUGGUUCUCUUCAUUAUUCUUUUCGUCGUUAUUCUUGCUGUCUCACCAACGAAGAAUAGUGCAUCGUUUGUCUUCACCCAAUUUGAGAAUGAAUCUGGCUGGUCCAACAAUGGUGUAGCAUGGUGCGUUGGUAUGCUGAGCUCAGCCUACGUAAUGGUCGGGUAUGAUGCUGCAACGCAUCUGAGCGAGGAAAUGCCCAACCCCGCAACUGGUGUCCCUCGUGCCAUGAUCGGCUCUCUCAUACUGAAUGGGAUUCUGGGAUUCACCUUCAUACUUGCGGUUCUCUUCUGCAUGGGAGACAUUGCUUCAGUCUUCCAAACCAACACUGGCUUCCCAAUCAUUCAAGUCUUCCUCAACGUCACAGGAAGCAAUGGAGCAGCAACUGCUAUGUCAACAGCGAUUAUUCUUAUGGCGACGCUUGCUACUAUUCCGCUUGUUGCGUCUGCAGCCCGGACUCUCUGGUCACUAGCUCGAGAUAACGCCUUUCCAUUCUCAGGGAUUAUAUCUCGUGUGGACGAGAAGAGAGGAAUUCCCACUGUCGCGAUAGCACUCACUAUUUUCUUCCUUAUGCUGCUUGGACUCCUAAACAUCGCAGCCACCACUGCGUUCAACGCCAUCCUAUCCCUGUCAGUGGUCGGCCUAUACCUUUCUUAUCUCAUACCCACCGUGGCGAUUCUGUGGCGGCGUACUUGCAGGCCUGCAACGAUAUUAUAUGGACCUUUUAAGCUGGGUAAAUGGGGAGCUACUAUAAAUGUCGUGUCGAUCCUUUACACGGUCUUCUGCUGCGUAUUCCUCCUUUUCCCACCCUAUCAACCUGUCACUGCGCAAAACUUCAACUACGCAUCUAUUGUUCUCAGCGGAGUUUUGGCUCUGAGUGCUGCUUACUGGUUCUGGCAUGGGAAAAAGGCCUAUUUUGGCCCAAUGGUGGAGGUUCAAGGCCAGGCAGCUCCGCGGAAGGAUGCUAGUCAGCAGGCUUAG